UUAACAAUUUAAAAAUCCACAAAUAAAUUCUUUAAAAAAUCUAAACUCCUUCAAAGUGUUCUCAUUUCUUUAAAUACGGCACGGACAUGUCUCAAAAUCCAUUAACCGAGCUAACACACCAAUUGGUCAAACAUUUUGCAAUCUAUCCGGCUGGUAUAGAUACGUCGUGUGUCAUGCGGUACGGCGAGCUGAUUCGCUACCACAACGAGAACCUCUUAGAAGGCGGAGAUAUGAGCAUUGCGGCAAGCAAUAUAAACUGGGAAUGCUUUUGCCAGAAGCACGGUCUGCAGUUGCGUAUGAACAUCGAGCAGCUGCUGAAUGACGAGAAAGCAAAGGAGGAUCUGCUAGAACAAAGCAAGCAAUGGAUAUUUCCGUUACAGGGCAUCACAAAGUUGCGGAGGGAACGCUACGGGUUGCACUUCCAUCGUGCUCCUAUCAUUGCCAAUGUUCUCAAUGCCAUAUUCACAAAUGGCGAAAACUAUGGCAAGCAUAGGGAGCCAGCGGGUGAUGGGGCGCUCUUGCCGAGCACAAUUCACCUAUCGCUGAACAACCGAUUUAUCAACCAGGACGAGCACAAUUCAAAAGAGCUGCACAAGUUCCGUGCCAAGCAGCUGUACCUCAUUUUGGGCCGUAUUUUGGAAUAUUCCAAGUGGCGUGUGGUUCAAUCGGACGAUGUGACCGACGACACUUUGAGAGUCUGCGUUGACUGUAAUAAUGUGCCGCGUCGGCCCUCAGUCGGCCAGGAAGAUAAGAAGACGGUGCGCGUUGUGUGCGGCCCGGUGCUGGAGCCGACCACGAAGACGGCGACAAGUAUGACCAGUGGAGGCUACAUGGCACUGCGCUCCAAUGAUAUGCUCCUAAUAGCUAUGCAUCGCCAUGGCGUACGCGACUGCGUCAAGGGGAAAAACUUUGAGAGCCUGAUGCAGCGGCUUGGCCAUGCGGCUGUCAUAGUGGAUCUGUUCGAGGUGCGACAUAGCACGGGCGCCACUGUGGUGCGCAGUGGCUUGGGCAGCUCCAAAGGUGCCAACUACAUUCUCUACAAUUCCGCACGCCUCGAAACGUUGCUGCGUACCUUUCAAGCCCAGGUGAAUCUCGGCGUCUAUGAGCCUUUGCCGCCCCUGGACAAAAUCGAUCUGAGUGUGCUUGAGGAUGAGCUCGACUGGCAGCUGAUUUACGGCUAUUUGCUCACCUUUCCAAAGGUGGUGGAAUCAACUCUAGCCCAACUGGAGCAGGGCCUGUGCGCCGUCCAUUCGCUCGUCCGCUACAUCGUGGACUUGGCUAGCCUGUUCAGCCGGUACUAUCGCCACAAACAAAUACUCGUGCAGCAGCGCACCAAUCUGAUGCCCGUGCUCUAUGCUCGGAUCUAUCUAGUCAAGGCUGUGCGCCAGGUGCUCAAUUCUGCGCUGGCGCUACUGGGGAUUGAGCCCGUGGAUUACAUGUGAGGAUGGCAAACGAGGAAUGUUAAACGAAGGCAGCAUUUCCGUUUUGUAUAUUUAAUGUACAAAUGUUUUGUAAAUAUAACAACAAUAUAUAUAUUUAUAUUAACUAUACACAAGAGGGAUUACGACGAAAACAGGUGCUGCACAAUCUGCAACCUCAAUGAAAUGUUCUUUGCCAUAAAAAUAUGUUAUUUAGUUGCCGUAGGCCUAAAACAUAUAAUAUACAUUGCAUAUGCAUCAUAUUUAGUUUUAAAUGGAACAAGAGCUUUAUAUACUAUAUUUGUAACAGAAAAUGUCAGAAAAUCUACUGACACGAACUUAAGCUUAAAUUUAGAUAAGUUAGGCUUAGUUUAAAGUAGGAACAGAUGGCCAAAAAUGCGUCACAAACUUAUUUACAAACGAAUAAUAAAAAGAACAGAACUUAAAAUAAA
Messenger RNA from Drosophila arizonae, 1870 nucleotides. RefSeq lists its product as uncharacterized. The record is from RefSeq and is a predicted model, not a curated record. NCBI's taxonomy places the organism in Eukaryota, Metazoa, Arthropoda, Insecta, Diptera, Drosophilidae. Gene Ontology annotation, molecular function: tRNA binding; arginine-tRNA ligase activity; ATP binding. Gene Ontology annotation, biological process: arginyl-tRNA aminoacylation; tRNA C3-cytosine methylation.